Messenger RNA from Eremomyces bilateralis CBS 781.70, 660 nucleotides. RefSeq lists its product as uncharacterized. The transcript is spliced from 3 exons. The coding region runs from base 1 to 660 and encodes 219 amino acids. Lineage: Eukaryota; Fungi; Ascomycota; Dothideomycetes; Eremomycetales; Eremomycetaceae. Gene Ontology annotation, cellular component: MIS12/MIND type complex; kinetochore. The record is from RefSeq and is a predicted model, not a curated record. Gene Ontology annotation, biological process: mitotic sister chromatid segregation.
AUGGACCCCACCUUCCGCAAAAUCGACCUCCAAUCCCCCGCCGACCUCGCCUACAUCGAAUCCAACGUCCGCCGCGCCGCCAGCCAGAAGAUCGACCAUGCGCUGCCGCCCAGCGCGGCACCGGAGGGGGAGGACGAGUUGAGGAAGAAGGUGGAGGGGUUGAUUGAUGAGUAUGUUCGGACGACGUUCGAGGGAGUUAGGGCGAAUGUUACGGUGAAUGGGAUGGAUGAAAAGGAUGGGAUUAAGCCGCAGGAUCAGGGUGAAGCUCCCACCCUAGAAUUCGAACCCCUCGACACCCGCCUCGCCGACCGCAUCCGCGCCCUCGAAUCCACUAAAGAAUCCCUCACCACUAAACUCGCCGACCUCCGGCGCACCGGGCCCCACCCUGUCGCACACACCUACCAGACGCAACUCCUCGCGCGCCGCGAACAGCAGGACCAACAACUCGCCGCGCAGCAGGAGACGAUGAUAGAGGACGCGAAGGGCGAGCGGCUGGCGUUGACGGAACCGGCGCGCGGCGAGGAGGUGGCAGAGAUGUGGGAGGUGGGGACGGGGGGGUUGGUGGAGUUGAAGGGGGGGUUGACGGAGACGGUAGGGAGGGUAGAGAGGGCGGGGAGGGUGGGGGGGCAUGUGGUGGGGUUGAAGGGUGAGGGUGGGUGA